Messenger RNA from Naegleria fowleri, 672 nucleotides. RefSeq lists its product as uncharacterized. The transcript is spliced from 2 exons. The coding region runs from base 1 to 672 and encodes 223 amino acids. Gene Ontology annotation, molecular function: protein binding; phosphatidylinositol binding. Lineage: Eukaryota; Heterolobosea; Eutetramitea; Acrasida; Naegleriidae. Gene Ontology annotation, cellular component: cytoplasmic vesicle; plasma membrane. Gene Ontology annotation, biological process: endocytosis; endosomal transport; plasma membrane tubulation. The record is from RefSeq and is a predicted model, not a curated record.
AUGAUGAUAAAUCCCAACGAUGCAUCAAGCUUUGCAGGAAGAACACCAAAAUUUGUGGUUGAGGUGUUGUACAACUUCUUUCCGUCCGAUAAGCAACAUUUAACCCUUACUCAAUAUGAAAAGGUGAAGGUCAUUGAGACUCAUGAAAGUAAUUGGUGGAUCGGAGAGAGAGCAAAUGGAGAAGUAGGAUUGUUUCCAGCAAAUUAUGUGAGGAGAGUGCAAGAUAUUGCGGAAGAAAGUCCAAGACCUAAGGAAAAAACGUUCCAAAAACCUGUCUCUUAUGAUCCGAAUAAGAGUAAAAAAUCAAAGGAAGAACAAUUACAAAAAAGAAAACAAAUUGCCAGUCAAUUAGGUUUGGGUGGCUUGGAUCUUGACGACUUACUUUCCGAAGACGACGAUGACGACGAUAUCUUAAUGUCAUCAGAAGAUGAGCAAGAAAACCCCAACACCACGCUCACAAAACAAUCCUCUACUGCUUCGUUAAAAACACAACCUCCUCUUCCUUCUCAACAACAACAGGUCACUACAGGCAAUAUGCAAAAUGCGACUGGAAAAUUUGUCACCGAAGAGGCCUAUGAAAAGAAAAAGAAAGAAUUGCAAGAGGCUCUCCAAAAACAAUUAGAAGACCAAAAAAACAAAAACCAGACAAGCAGAAGAAAUUCAAAAACUUAA